AGAAUGAAGUUAAGCUAGCCAGUCGGCGGCCGGCGGUUCAGUUGGUUCAUUAAACUUACCGAGCGGCGUUGUUAUAUUAAUAUCGUAUAAUAUAGUAGACAUCGCGUGUACAAUAAAAUAAAAAUUAUAUUAUACUAGUUCGAGUGUCCGUCGUAGUGUCGUACAUUUAUUAAUAAUACUCACGCGUAAAAGUUGUAUGCAUCUGCGUAUAAGUUCCGUGUCAGUGUCAUCGAAUAAUGUAAAAAUGUUAUUUUAUUAGUUUUCACCAAUUUGCCACAAUACCCGCUGGAUACAAAUAAUAAUAAGAUUGCAGUUAAUGAAAAUAAAUUCAAUUUUAGUCGACAAAUGAUGAUCCCUCAUCUAUCAUUUCGGACUAGUUUGAUUUUCGCUACCGCUGUCAUUUAUGUAUUGACUUUUCUGGUGUCCAAUACGAAUGGUCAAAUAGAUUGCUAUGAGUGUACGGUACAUCCACCAGAAUCAUUUAUGAACCGAACGACCAGACUGUGUUCGAAGUUUGAUGGUUCUGAUCACUACAAAGUCCACUGUCCAAAUUCUACAUAUUGCAUGAAAAAAUCGUUUCAACUUGAACUACAAGCCGGAAAAAUCGUAAAAGGAAAUGUGAGGGGGUGUACGCCACAGAAAUACGAUUAUCAGGUUUACAAGAACGGGUCGUGGAAAUUCGAGUCAGCUGUCGAGUACGAUUCGUUCAAAAAGGGAUGCUAUUCUGGCAACGAUGAUCAACUGAGGACAGCGGAAACGCAAUUUUGCUAUUGCGACGAUAAUCUUUGCAACAACGCCAAACAGACGACAAACUUUUCCAGUCACACUGAUACAAUUGCCGUAAUCAUCAUUUACAACAUAAUGAGAUUUUUAAAAACUCACACGCAACCGGCGUAAAGUAGCUCUCAUGUACAUCGUGCAGCGUUUAGAAAUCUUGGCCAACUGUACAAAGACUAAAUAAAUAAUAAAUGAAAAAACGAAAAAUGCUAAAAACAACAUAGGACAUCAGUGUGAAUAUUGGCAUUUUUUGAUUUUUUUAAUAUACUUAUUGGACCGAUGCGACGUCCAAAAUGUACACUUGUUAUUUUAUCGUUAUAAUAUUACAAUAAUUUAUAUCUUUUUUCGUUCAAAUCUAUAAUUAUAUAUAUCUAAUGUGCCUACUACAGUAGAGUUAUCAUUGAAUGUACUCUACGUACCUAUACACUACACUCGCAAAUAACACUUAUUACGUUGGUAUAACAUGAUAUAAAAUGUUUCAUAUUUGAACAUCGACUAGAAAAAAUAAAAUUAUUGUAACAGAAUAUUAUAACGGAAAUCUAUGAUAAAACAAAAUUAUAAGAAUAAUUUAAUUAGUUUUAAACAAGACUUGGCUGUGUUUAUUUGUAUGUUAAGAAUACACGUUAAAUAUGUAAUUUUUUUUUAUCCUACUGAUAUAAUACCUCUAUUGUACUACAAAGUGUAUUGAAAUGUACACUUUAUUUAAUAAAAUAUAAUGUAAUUGAUAGAAAA
Molecule: messenger RNA, 1509 nt
Organism: Aphis gossypii (cotton aphid)
Lineage: Eukaryota; Metazoa; Arthropoda; Insecta; Hemiptera; Aphididae
Exons: 3
Coding region: 346-897 (183 amino acids)
Biological process (GO): sleep; regulation of synaptic transmission, cholinergic; positive regulation of voltage-gated potassium channel activity
Source: RefSeq, a predicted model, not a curated record